AUGGACGAACAAGUCUUGAUCGUGAUAACUUUGCUGUUAACUCCACUUGUUCUCCUGAUGUUUCUAGCCGUAGUGUUGGCGUCGCUUGGACAGAGUCUUGGUUUGCGAAGAAAAUAUGCUGACUUGAUGUUAAAAAUAUUUCAGUGGGGUCAGGAGAGGAUAGCUUUGUAUAAUGAAACUCAAAGACAGUACAGUCGAUCAGAAUCAGAAGAAGAGGAAGAAGAUGAGGAAGAACUGAGAGGAGAAAAAGAAAAUGGCCACGAUAAGCAAGUCAUCCGUCGCGACAUCUCUAUCUCUGCUAUUGGUGGUCUAAGGAUGCCAUCGAGGAGACCAGAAUAUGAUAUCACAGAUUUGAAAAAGGAAUUCCACGUCUCUGACAUCAUGUACUUUGCAAAAUGCGGAGUUGAAGCAAUCAUUGAGGAUGAUGUCACACAAUGUUUUACAGCUGAAGAGCUUAAAAGUUGGAAUUUUCUUACCAGAACAACACUUGGCUACCAAUUUAUCAGUGUACGCCUGACUAUUCUGUGGUGUUUAGGAUGUUUUGUGAGAUACUUCAUUCUCUUACCCUUCAGAGUGCUUGUCCUUAUUACAGGGUUAUCCUGGUUAAUCCUCUCAACAGCAGUCAUUGGAUAUCUUCCAGAGAACAACCUAAAGAAAAGAUUAAAUAAACGUGCCAGUCUGAUGUCACAUCGUAUGUUAGCGAGAGCGUGUUCUGCGGUGUUGACCUUCCACAACCGAGAGAAUAUCGCCAAGAACGGGAUAUGUGUGGCCAACCAUACCUCACCCAUAGAUGUCAUCAUUCUCUCCUGUGAUAGUUGCUAUGCUAUGGUUGGACAAGCCCACAAUGGAUUCCUCGGCAUUGUCCAGCGAGCUCUCUCUAGGGCUACAUCUCAUAUCUGGUUUGAAAGGUCAGAGGUCAGGGACCGACACUUGGUAGCUAGAACAUUAAAAGAACAUGUAGAUAACGAAGAUAAACUACCUAUAUUGAUAUUUCCUGAAGGUACAUGUAUAAACAAUACUUCAGUGGUGAUGUUUAAGAAGGGAAGUUUUGAAGUGGGAUCCACGAUAUAUCCCGUAGCUAUAAAGUAUGAUCCACGUUUUGGUGAUGCAUUCUGGGACAGCAGUAAGAUGGGGAUGUUAAGUCAUGUAUUCCAGAUUCUGACAAGUUGGGCACUCGUUGCUGAUGUAUGGUACCUACCUCCAAUGGAGAAAAAAGAAAAAGAAGAUGCAGUUACUUUCGCAAAUAGAGUGAAAAAGGAAAUUGCUAGACGAGGUGGAUUAGUAGAUUUAGAAUGGGAUGGGCAGCUGAAGAGGAUGAGAGCAAAAGAAUCAUGGAAGUUAAAACCACAAGAAGAGUUCAGUAAACUUUUGAAAGUUGAGUGAAAAGUGCCGCAAGAAUAUUGAGUGAUAAGAUUGUUAAGGUAUAAUUGGAGGAUGGGAAAGAUACAGAGAAUUACCUUGGCAUUCUAUGUAUAACGAAUUGUGAUAUUUCUCGAAAUAUUAGUGCAAAACUGUG
Molecule: messenger RNA, 1516 nt
Organism: Pecten maximus
Lineage: Eukaryota; Metazoa; Mollusca; Bivalvia; Pectinida; Pectinidae
Product: glycerol-3-phosphate acyltransferase 3-like
Exons: 14
Coding region: 1-1383 (460 amino acids)
Biological process (GO): triglyceride biosynthetic process
Cellular component (GO): endoplasmic reticulum
Molecular function (GO): glycerol-3-phosphate O-acyltransferase activity
Source: RefSeq, a predicted model, not a curated record